UGUACUACUGACUGUGUUGUAUAUGUGGCUGUGAUUUAUUUAGUCUCUAAUUUCACAUUAUAUUAUACAGAAUGGAUUUUGAAACUGUAGAUGAACAAUGUGUUAACUAUAAUUUAAAUGAAUCUUUGCCAUCAAUCCCAAAAGAGAUUGUAAAAGAGGGUAAUGAUGUUGAUAGAGAAAGUAAGAGGCCUAGGGUAACUACUUCUACAGUUUGGGAUUAUUUUAAUAGAAUUGGUAUAAAAGAUGGUAAAGAAAAGGCUAAAUGUAAUGCAUGUGGUUCAAAGUAUGUUAUUGGUGGUACAAAAAUAGGGACUUCAAUAAUGUUGCGUCAUUUGCUGCCAAAGUUUGUGGUGCUAAAAAAAUUAAAAGACAAUGAUGUGGGGAAAAUGAUAAUUAAUCAUGCUGGGAAAUUAAGGUCUAGGGAAAUUGACCAAAAAGUUGUAGAGGUGGCAAAUGCACUUGUAUUGUUCUAGUUCACAAUAAAUUGAAGUCAUUGAAAUCAAAAAGAAUUAGGAAGAGGGGGCAAAAACUUUGCUCAAGGAAUACUGAAACCUACAUCAGAGCCCUUUCACCGUCAUUGUUCUCAUUCUCAUUCGCAACCCGAUAGUGUGUGCAAGCAAACCUUUCUGCAUCGGCGCCAUUCUAUCUCAUAGUUAUGUGAUUCACGACCUAAGGGUUUGGCAUGGCAAGGAGACAAAGCAGUAGCGAGAGUGAGAAUGACACGAGAAAAUGAAGUGGUAGCGAAUCUGAGCAUGUUAAGAGGGAUAGGCAUCGACGUGGUGGUGGGAGUAGUAAGAAGAAGAGUUCCAAAUCAGACCGCUAUCAUAGGGAGGGCAAUGGUGGGAGUGAUUCAAUAGAAGAAAGAAUGCGAAGUGAGAUGAAGAAUAGAGUUAAGGAGAGAAAGGAGGAAGCUGAGAGCUCUGAAGAGGAAGGUCAGAUUGUGAAUAACAAGAGGGGUAGGGAAGAAAAGGAAGAGGAUGAGAGAUUGCGGCGGUGUUAUGAUGGACAUGGUGGGAGAGAUGAUGAAGGAGAUGGCAGUGGUGGUAGGGAGCCUCGUCGAAGGGAUAAUGAGGGUGAACGACGAGGGGAGAAGGAUAGUCACAAAUUGGAUUGUGGUGAUAGAUGGCGUGGAGGUGAGGAGGAAGAUAGAUGGAAAAUUAAGGAUCACCAUGGGCGUCAUGAUUCAGAGGAAGAGGAUCGUCGGGAGCUAGCCAAGAAAUCUGAAAGGGUUAGAGAUAGGGAAAGGGAUAGAGAUAGAUAUAGGGAUAGGGAUAGGAGGCGUAAAGUUGAAAAGGGUGGUAACAGUGAUAGGGAUCGUCGUGCACAUCAUGAUUUAGAGGAAGAUGAUAGGGGGUUUGCCUAGAAAUUGGAGAGGGAUAGGAGGCCUAAAGUUGAAGAGGAUGGUGACAAUGAGAGGAACCGUAGAGAGAAGGAUGCGAACAAGCGACAAGUAGAAAGUAGGAAGAGAGAGGAUGGAAAUGGAAGAAUGGUUGAAGAUGCUAAUCCACAACGACCAA
Messenger RNA from Cajanus cajan (pigeon pea), 1517 nucleotides. Lineage: Eukaryota; Viridiplantae; Streptophyta; Magnoliopsida; Fabales; Fabaceae. The record is from RefSeq and is a predicted model, not a curated record.